CCUCCCCCGUGGCCGCCCGGCAGCAUGGCGGCGGCGGUGGAGACCCGCAGAGUGUGCGAGACCGCCGGCUGCAGCAGCGAGGCCAAGCUCCAGUGCCCCACCUGCCUCAAGCUGGGCAUCCAGGGCUCCUACUUCUGCUCCCAGGAAUGCUUUAAGGGAAGCUGGGCCACUCACAAGUUAUUACACAAGAAAGCAAAAGAUGAAAAAGCCAAGCGUGAAGUGUCUUCAUGGACCCUGGAAGGUGACAUUAACACAAAUCCCUGGUCUGGGUAUCGAUAUACUGGUAAACUCAGGCCACACUAUCCACUGACGCCAACAAGACCUGUGCCAAGUUAUAUUCAGAGACCAGACUAUGCUGAUCAUCCACUAGGAAUGUCUGAAUCAGAACAGGCUUUAAAAGGAACCUCUCAAAUAAAAAUACUGUCAUCUGAGGAUAUAGAAGGGAUGCGAGUAGUGUGUAGGCUUGCUAGAGAAGUAUUGGAUGUUGCUGCCAUGAUGGUGAAACCAGGAGUAACUACUGAAGAAAUUGAUCAUGCCGUCCAUUUAGCUUGUAUUGCAAGGAAUUGCUAUCCUUCCCCUCUGAAUUAUUAUAAUUUCCCUAAGUCGUGUUGUACGUCAGUGAAUGAAGUGAUCUGUCAUGGAAUUCCCGACAGGAGGCCGUUGCAGGAAGGAGAUAUUGUUAAUGUGGAUAUUACUGUCUAUCGCAAUGGCUACCACGGAGAUCUGAAUGAGACGUUUUAUGUUGGAGAAGUUGACGAGGGUGCAAGGAGACUUGUCCAAACAACUUAUGAGUGCCUAAUGCAAGCCAUCGAUGCAGUAAAACCUGGUGUUCGGUACAGAGAACUGGGAAACAUCAUUCAGAAACACGCUCAAGCAAAUGGAUUUUCAGUGGUUCGGAGCUACUGUGGGCAUGGAAUCCAUAAACUUUUCCAUACGGCCCCUAAUGUGCCACAUUAUGCCAAAAAUAAGGCAGUUGGAGUCAUGAAGCCAGGUCAUGUAUUUACAAUUGAACCAAUGAUCUGUGAAGGUGGUUGGCAAGAUGAGACCUGGCCUGAUGGUUGGACUGCGGUGACGAGAGACGGAAAGCGAUCGGCGCAGUUUGAACACACACUCCUGGUCACCGACACAGGCUGUGAGAUCCUGACCCGGCGGCUGGAUAGUAUUCGUCCCCAUUUCAUGUCCCAGUGAGACCCCAGGCUGAGCUGGGAGAUCGGAACGAUACAUACUGGUUUUGUCUCUGUACUAUGCAUUUUUUUAAGAGUACAGAAUAGAAAGAUUUCAUCCUUUACUUUGUUCUCAGUGAUUGUAGAUAAGAGGAAUAUCUUGAAGAACCUGACCCAGUGUCUGGAAAAGCAGAGAAGAAUGGAAAGAAUUUUCUUCUUUCCUCCUACCUACAACACUCACACUAUAUUUUUGUUUUUUCUUUAAUUAUCUCUUUAGCACCUUUCUUCCAAUUAGACCCACAAUUGCUUCUGUUGCUGCCAUGAUAUUAGCUAGGAAAGUGUGGGUAACCUUUCCCACCGGGACUUGAUAUUUUGGGAUUCAGGUUUUUUUCACCACUUCAGUGUGCCCUGUUGCUCUUGGCAUAUGAGUGGCACCUGAGAUUUUAAGCAUUUCUAGUUCCAAAGACUUGCUCCUGCUUCUGCAGAUACUGUUCUAAUGGGCUGGGCCUUGUUUGUUUAUCAGUUGAGAAGGGGGUAGAAGGGAGAAAGACACACACUUCUGAGAGCAGGUUACCUUACUUCUGUCCCCAUCUCUCUGCUGAUGGCUUCUAUGGUGAUUCCAGCUGUAGGUGACACACUGUGUUAAUGGCAGGACUUGUCUCUCUUGAUGGAGAUUAGAUAGUAUGGGCUUCCUACAGAGAAAAUUAAUGAAUUCUGUUCUAUAUGCAGCUCCCUGGAAUAAGCUGCUUCUUGGCGAAGCAGUUCUUACAGGCAGCCUCCCGCUCCAAAAGCUUGGUGAAGCUGAUGUAUCAGACUUGCCUAGGUAAAGGAAUGAAACAAGAACCAAAAAGAUCCCAUGAUUCAUGGGAUCCCUAUGUGUGUUAGCUGUGGGGCGUUUUUUAAAGGUACAUCCACAGUAGCUGUGGGGGAGUGGAUUUGCAAGACUUACAGUGAAAUGAGUAUAUAUCUCAAAACCAGUCUGAGUGUGUGAAAAUGAAAUGUGUUCAAUGCUGUAUUUGUUUUCUUUUGGUAAUUUUUAAACGGGUCAUUUCCCUCCCCCCUCAGUUGAGUGAGUUUCAUGCUUUUGGAAAGUCUUAGGGGGGCAGCUAUGAAAACUGAUCUUUUUUUCCUCAAACUGGGUAUAGAGUGGGCAGUGUUAGUAUAUAUACCCCUUUAUUUUUUUUUAAUGGGUCAUGAUGAGCUGGAAACUGUUAUGUUAAGGAGAGUGGAUUGAUUAGACCUCUCUUCUCUCCACCCUUUUUUUUCCCAUGCUCACUUCCCUUCCAUAAUCUUUAGUUUCUCUGCUGAGGGAAUUUAUUUUUUCUUCUGAAUUGUAAUUAAAAAUUUUUCAGACCCCAUUGCAGACUUAGUCUUACACCACUGUAAUGCAAGAAAUAAACCAAUACAGACAUUAAAUCAUACAAUCAUGGGCACAAAAUACACCUUUUACAAGGUGUACUGUGGAUCUGGUGCCACAGACCUGAGAACGUGAAGUACUGCAUACCCUUGGCUCCCCUUGGCACUGCAGAAUUUAGGUAAUUAGGGAAAAGGGGUUAAUUAGUGCUUCACAGAACUGGACUCGCGUACUCCCAAAUUUGCCAGAAAAUGUCUUCUCUGCCCUGAGUGCCUCAGACCUCUGUUGCUGUAAGAGUAUCACUGCGAUGUUUUCAUUACCUUUAUUAUUAUUUUUAAUUAUGCAGUAAAGUGACCUGAAAUGAUGCAUAUAGAGCGUGUGUGUGUGCAUAUGUGUGUGUGUGUGUGUAUAGAUUUUUAACAAAACAGACUGUAGUACCUGAGUGGAAUUACCUGUGUUGAAUGAGAUGUACUGGGGAGAUGACUGUCCUGGAGGUUUGCCCA
Messenger RNA from Chiroxiphia lanceolata (lance-tailed manakin), 3020 nucleotides. It is a transcript of the gene METAP1, whose product is annotated as methionyl aminopeptidase 1. Gene Ontology annotation, molecular function: metalloaminopeptidase activity. Bases 25 to 1188 code for a protein of 387 amino acids. The record is from RefSeq and is a predicted model, not a curated record. The transcript is spliced from 11 exons. NCBI's taxonomy places the organism in Eukaryota, Metazoa, Chordata, Aves, Passeriformes, Pipridae. Gene Ontology annotation, biological process: proteolysis.